This is a messenger RNA of Effrenium voratum, 2852 nucleotides long. The record is from the annotation of a GenBank genome assembly. NCBI's taxonomy places the organism in Eukaryota, Dinophyceae, Suessiales, Symbiodiniaceae.
GGGGGAGUUGUCGCGCGAUCCCGACGGAGAUGCUAUGGGAGCAGAUCCCAGGCUACGACUCAGACGCAGAGGCUGAGGAGGAUGGCCCAACAGGGCCAGGGAGGCUGGCAGAGAGGCCAGAACUGCUGCAGCGCGUGAAAGCCACCUUGAACGAGAGGUGGACGGACGUGCCGUUCAUGGACUUAGCGCCAGUACAACCUGGAGCCAAGUUCGCGUCACUGGCUAAGCUAAUGGCGGACGGCCGUGGCUUUCCGCCCGGCUUCCGCAUCGACCGGAUCCACGCGCCGCUGGUGCGGGAGACCUUUCUCCACAACGGUUUUCGACCGACACGGGGUGAGGACUGGCUCAUCAGCUGGACUGGACCUCGAAUGAGGGAGAACGUGCACCGGAUGAUGCACGAGUUUCAGAAGGUGAAUCACUUCCCAGCCUCCACAGAGCUCACAAGGAAAGACCGAAUGUGGGACAACUUCCAACGAAUGGCGCAGCAAAUGGGCAGUGGCGAGUUUGACUUUGUGCCAGAGACCUUUGUGCUGCCGCAGCAGCUGCGAAGCUUCAAGCAGCGGUAUUUGAAGACUAGGGGCGAGCAGCUGUGGAUCGUGAAGCCUUCAGCCUCCUCGCAGGGUCGAGGCAUCUUCAUCUUGCGGAACCUCAUUGAGCUGCCGCUGAAGGACGUGGUGGUCUCCCGGUACGUUGAAAAGCCCAUGCUGAUUCAAGGCUUGAAGUUCGACCUGCGGAUCUACGUCCUAGUGACCUCCUUCCGACCACUGCGAGCCUACGUCUACCGCGAAGGCCUCACAAGGUUUGCAUCAAAGCCUUAUAGCACAGACGAGGAGCAUUUAGCAGAUGUGUACCGCCACUUGACGAACUACUCCAUCAACAAGGGCGCGGAUAACUUUCAGGAAAACCAGCGAGUGCAAGCAGACAACUAUGGCCAUAAGUGGAGCCUAUCUGCAUUGAACCGGCACCUCAAGUGCGUUGGCGUGGACGUGAAGGAGAUGUGGAGUCGCAUCAUGGAUGUCAUUGUGAAGACGCUUCUCAGCGUAGAGCCAGCCAUCAGCACGGCCACGAAGGAAGCAUGCAUCCACGAGCAAAGUUGCUUCGAGCUCUAUGGCUUUGAUGUCCUGGUGGACGAGCAGCUGAAGCCAUGGCUUUUGGAGGUCAACCUAAGUCCGAGUAUGCAGGCUGACUCGCCGCUGGACAAGCAGAUCAAGAGUUCGCUGCUCGCGGAUGCCUUUAAUCUGCUGGGAGUGAGGCGCUUGGACCCGCAGACUCUCACCUCCGCGCGGCUGCGGGCCCGAUUUCUGUACAUGAGCAAGCUGCAGCAGUCCAUCCCGGUGAAGUCCAGGAACCUGCUGGGGCACCGGCAAGACCCGCUGCGUGCCCAGGACACGGCGGAGGACGAGUCCGAUGCCCCGGUGUCGAUCCCACCGAUCCCAUCGGACGAAGGCGAGAACUCGAGCCCGAGCCCUCCGUCCGCGGCAACGGCUGCGCCGGCUGCGCCGCCGCUGCCGCCGCCGCCGCCGGCACCUUCACGGCCCUUCAGCCCCCGGAAGCAGGUGUGCUUGAACACUGUGAAUGAGCCGCACUUGCGGCUGCUGGUGCAUGCGCUGGAAGAGAACCAAAGAUGUAGCAACUUCAUUCGGCUCUACCCAACCCCGGACACAGUGCGCCGAUAUGAGCCCAUCACGCGAAGCCGCCACUCAGAGGACGAGCUUCGAAGCCGACUGCUGAUGGCCGUGCUCUUCGGCGAGCAGCUGCCGGUCUGCGAGAGCGAGCCGGCGCCUGCACAGGAGGCACCGGAGUCGCCGCAGGCGGUCAAGCCAGAGGCGGAGGCGCCUUUGGAGCCGCCAGAAACGCCGAAGGUGAAGAAGAUGAUGCUGCCGGCGCCGGCGAGCAAUCUGAAGCUGGUGGAAGAAGCCUUGCAAACCCUGAAGGUGCUGGGAAGCAAGAUGAGCUCGCAGCUGCUACUGAUGGAGUAUCUGGUUCGGCUGCUGAACACCUGCCACAAGCUCUCCGACUCCGCCCGCCGGAAGUUGGAGAGCCGCGAGCAGUCCGCCAUCGCAGGUGUCCUUCAGGUCUUCAGACAGCAGCUGUCAUUGUACCUUCGCGCGGGCAGGAGGCGAAUCACUCUGGAGGAGAAGGGUAGCGUGGUGGAGGAGGUGGAAGAUGUGUGCACACAGGCGUUGGCGCAGAUUCUCAGCAACACCUGGGGUGCCCCGCGGGAAGCGGCGGCUCGCGCCAUCGAGGGCUCCCGCGGAGACCUCGCCUUGGUGAGGUGCGCCCCGGAGCCCUUCGCGCAGAGCUCCAGCGGCUGCCGCGCCAUCGCGGCGCUGGGCGAGCUCACGGCCACGGACUUGGAGAGCAUAUUCAGAGCGCCGCAAUGCCAACCGGAACUGAAAAGCCUCUUCCUCAUUCCAGACACUGCUGGGGACGUGAGCUGGAACGUGCUGCGGCGCAUGUCGCAAGCUGGCCCGUUGAGCGAGUUGGAGUUCCUGCAGCGUGUCACUGCGAAUCUGCAGCCGCCUCGCGUGGUUCCAAAGAGUCCAGAGGCUGCUCCGCCUGUGGCCCCCAGGCUGGUGCUGUCCCACAGCUCGCCGCAGCUGAAGCGCCGGCCAGCGGGGCCUUUGGCCCCACUGGGCGCCCCGCUGGGCUGCCAAGGCCUCGCCUACAGCCGCAAGGGCAAGUUGGCCUUUGGCUCCUACCCUGCCCUCAGUGCUGAUAUUGAGCUCUAGGUGCGCUAGGGAGCGCUCUUCGUGGAGCCCGCGUUUCACUGUAGGAGGUGGCCGCAGAUCCGCGAGAAGUCGCGUUGAGGCCAGGAUUCUGGUGGGAGAUGAAAGGACGUACACCGUCAU